UUUUUAGCGGAAGAUUAAUUACAGUUAGGGUGGUGGCUCGAAAAAGAUAUUUGCAUGUUAUAAUGCACAUACAUUUGAACUGUUCAAAGCUGUUUUGUUUAAAGAAGGCUGCAGCUCUGGAUGUUUGGACCAAACCAAUACUGCCGAAAGGAAGUUUGGCUGUGGCCGUUGUGAAUGGGAAUAACAAAGGCGUGCCGCGAAAAGCUGUGAUUCAGUUGAAAGAACUUGGAUUAACCAACCCAUCAGGGUAUAAUGUGACAGAGACCUUUGACGGAACAGCUUUAGGAUUGUUUAGACCCCUUGAUAAAUUAACUGUUGAGGCCAAUCCCUCUGGUAUUUAUCUUUUCACUGCUGUACCCAUUAACACUGGUGCCAAAACUAUAAUAGUAUAAUAAAUUACUCAUCAGAGGUUUUUUAAAUUUUUAUGUCAUAGUAU
Messenger RNA from Gigantopelta aegis, 436 nucleotides. RefSeq lists its product as uncharacterized. Bases 63 to 392 code for a protein of 109 amino acids. Lineage: Eukaryota; Metazoa; Mollusca; Gastropoda; Neomphalida; Peltospiridae. The transcript is spliced from 2 exons. The record is from RefSeq and is a predicted model, not a curated record.